Nicrophorus vespilloides is the source of this 772-nucleotide messenger RNA. Its product is annotated as calsenilin-like. Bases 1 to 501 code for a protein of 166 amino acids. Lineage: Eukaryota; Metazoa; Arthropoda; Insecta; Coleoptera; Silphidae. The transcript has 2 exons. The record is from RefSeq and is a predicted model, not a curated record. Gene Ontology annotation, molecular function: calcium ion binding.
AUGGCCAAUAACGAGGCUCGUUAUAUCCAAGCGCAUAAUCCGUAUAUAACGAAUCACUCUGUAACAAUUCCAGCUCUAUACUUCAAUCUCUUAUUUUUCGUUGCAGAUUCGAGUUUGUACGCGCAUUACGUGUUCAAAGCCUUCGAUGUUAACUGCAACGGAGCAAUUAGUUUCAGGGAUUUAUUGGUAACUUUAUCGACGCUAUUAAGAGGUUCGGUGUACGAACGAUUAAGAUGGACAUUUAAGUUAUACGACGUGAACGGAGACGGCUGCAUCAGCCGCGGAGAACUCGCCGAAGUGGUGGGCGCCGUGCACGAGCUGAUGGGUAGGAGGGCGCACCAAGUGGAAGACGACAGGAAAGCCCGAGAGCAGAUAGACCGCGUCUUCAGGAAACUGGACCUCAACCAGGACGGCGUCAUCACCAUCGAAGAGUUCAUGGAAUCGUGCCUAAAAGACGACGUGAUCACGAGGUCGCUGCAGAUGUUCGACGCGGUAGUUUGAUGACCAAAUAGGAGACACGGAUGGCACUAAGAAAAGAAGUAGAUGAUGGAACAACAAAUCCAACAACAAUAAAAAUAAAACAGAAAAAAUAAUAAAAAAUAAUUGGUAGUUUCUCCUGUGAAUUCAUUAAAUGUUUUAGGAUUUAUAUAAUAUGUAUAUUGAAAAGAGAUUUAAGAUUUAUUCGAAUGAGAAGACAUUUGUAAUUGUAAUAAUAUCUGUGUGCGUUCGCUUUAUACCUCUUGUUUGAAAAUAUUCGAAAAGAACCGAAAGA